AUAAAUAUAAGCAUGUUAGAAUUCAUAAAAACCAAUUAAAAUUUUAGCUCCAUCAAAAAUUGUUAAGCCAAGUUAAAAAUCAUUUCAAACUAUCUAAAAAGCGCGCUAAAUGGCAAAGGAUAUGUACUGUAACUGGACACAAUAGAUAUUUAAUAAUAAUGGAAGAGAGAAUAUAUCUGAUCUCGAGUGUUAAGAAACUUCAGAAAAUAUUUCCCACACACAAAAGAAGCAGUUCCAUAGAUAUUAACGUAAACGAAGGAUUGAGAUCCACGAGUUUUGUUCAUCAGCGAAUACUAAAAUGCGAAAAAGUUCCAUAUUUGCAGAUUAUGUACUUGAUGAUUCGU
This is a messenger RNA of Nezara viridula (southern green stink bug), 344 nucleotides long. Lineage: Eukaryota; Metazoa; Arthropoda; Insecta; Hemiptera; Pentatomidae. The record is from the annotation of a GenBank genome assembly.